AUGAAGCGUUUCGGCGUCUUUGCAACCGCUGUAGCUGCCUUGGCUGGUUUGACUACAGCUCAAGUCGGCCCUCUGUCAACCGACGGACGUCCGACAACUUACUAUCCUCAGAAUUUCACUCAGCUGAUUGACCACUACCCGCACAGCCCUCGCUAUGCUCCCAAUGAUGUUAAUGGCACUUUCACCCAAAGGUAUUUCAUCGACAACACCUAUUAUGAACCCGGUGGACCCAUAUUUCUGUACAUUGGAGGCGAGACUUCCGGCGAGUCCCGCUUUUCCAAUCUUCAGACAGGAAUCAUCCAGAUCCUGAUGAACGCCACCAAUGGCCUUGGUAUCAUCCUGGAAAACAGAUACUACGGAGAGAGCUGGCCAUACGAGAACUCAAGCACAGACAAUCUACGAUAUCUGACGACUGAACAGACAAUUGCCGACAACGCCUACUUUGCCCAAAAUGUCGUCUUGCCGGCUAAUAUUACCAAUGGAGCUAAUCUUUCUGCACCCGGGACGCCGUGGAUUUUGUACGGCGGCAGUCUUGCGGGAGCACAGACGGCGUUCUCACUUGUUGAGUACUCGGGACUGCUUUGGGGUGGGAUUGCCGCAUCUGGUGUCAUACAUGCCGUUCAUGGGUAUCCCGAGUGGUACAACCCAAUCCAGAAGAACGGCCCUUCAGAUUGCAUUACUAGGAUCAACAAUAUCGUUGACAAGAUGGACUCUUUGAUCCGAGCAAACAAUGCUCAGGCUAUUCAGCAGCUGAAGGAGAUUUUUGGGCUUGGUUCAUUGAGCAGUCUGGCAGACUUUGCCAUGACGAUCGCGUUUCCAUUAGGAGGGCCGGACAACUAUCCCUGGAUAUUUUUGCCCCUCCCUCUGCUGGUGCCUUUGCUAAUUACAUGGCAAGAACUCAACUGGUAUCCAGUCUACGAUGCCCCAGACUUCUUCGACUUCUGCAACAACAUUACAGACCUGAACGCCCCUGCGAAUAUUACGGCUGUGGACACCCAGUUAUCGAAUUACACCAACGGAUCCGCUUGGACGGGUCUGGGCGCGUACGCAAACUAUGUAAAGAACGUGAUUGUCUCGACUUGUCCAAGUGAAGAUCUGAUCGACACAACUACAUGUUUCUCAACUCAGAAUGAGACAUACUGGGCUGAUGUUACGAACUCAGCGUUACGGUCGUACACCUACAGCACUUGCAUCGAGCAAGGCGCCUACCAGCUUCCGCAGCCCUACGGCACCCCGUCCCUUCUAUCCCGCGCAAUCGAUCUCAAUUAUACCCAGCAGUGGUGUACGUGGGCUUUUAGCCAAUAUGCGAGCUCGCCUCAGGCUGUUCCUUCGCCUUCUGGACCCAAUUUAACAUGGUACAACAAAUACGGGGACUUCAACCUGAGCGCUCCAAGGCUAGCGCUCAUCGACGGCGGCAGCGAUGUCUGGAGGGACGUCUGCUAUCAUGGGCAUAACGCCAGUACCCGGUACGGUGAGCAGCAGAUGCUUAUCACUGGCGGAGGCCAUCAUUGGGACAGCUACGGAAUAUUGAAUCUCACUCUUGAGCCCGACUUCAUCAGGGCAGCCCAUCAAUGGGAGAUCAGGCACGUCUUGACAUGGAUGCAAGAGUGGAACCAAACUCAAAGCAGCAAGAGGAAGAGAGAUGAGCUAUAG
Molecule: messenger RNA, 1653 nt
Organism: Exophiala viscosa
Lineage: Eukaryota; Fungi; Ascomycota; Eurotiomycetes; Chaetothyriales; Herpotrichiellaceae
Product: extracelular serine carboxypeptidase
Exons: 7
Coding region: 1-1653 (550 amino acids)
Biological process (GO): proteolysis
Molecular function (GO): serine-type exopeptidase activity; dipeptidyl-peptidase activity
Source: RefSeq, a predicted model, not a curated record